AUGUCUGACAUUAAGUCAAAGUUAGAGAAACUUAGACCAAAACGUCAAGUGAUCAUAGGUCAAUUAGGAAGAGCUAAGGAUUUUGUGUUGAACCGCGCUGCAACAGCACUAAUCGCUGAACUCGAGACUCGUUUGGAAUAUCUUGAAUCUACCAAAAUUAAUUUCGAAAGCGUUCAAACUAAAAUUGACAAUGCCAGGCAUCCAUCAGAGUCAUCACCUUCGAAUCUUACAGUACUUGACACAACGAUUGGAGGCACACCAAUCAGCCUUCCAAAGAUUCCUACACCUAACUUUUCAGGCGAUUACAUUAAUUGGACAUCAUUUUAUCAGACAUUCUUCGCAUUAGUUCACAACAAUCCUGCCUUGAAUAAUGUCACAAGAUUUCACUACUUACGCUCAGCGCUUAGAGAAAAGGCACUCAGCUGCAUUCGCGCUCUAGAGGUUACAGAAACCAAUUAUGAAGCCGCACUCGAAACUCUCAUUUCUCGAUAUAAUAAAAAGCAAGUCAUAGCUCAUGAUCAUCUUAAAAAACUAUUUAAUUUCCCACAAGUUCCACGAAAUUCCGCAACUUAA
This is a messenger RNA of Eupeodes corollae, 573 nucleotides long. RefSeq lists its product as uncharacterized. The coding region runs from base 1 to 573 and encodes 190 amino acids. NCBI's taxonomy places the organism in Eukaryota, Metazoa, Arthropoda, Insecta, Diptera, Syrphidae. The transcript has 2 exons. The record is from RefSeq and is a predicted model, not a curated record.